Messenger RNA from Brachypodium distachyon (stiff brome), 696 nucleotides. RefSeq names its product pectinesterase inhibitor 10-like. Gene Ontology annotation, molecular function: enzyme inhibitor activity. Gene Ontology annotation, biological process: negative regulation of catalytic activity. The record is from RefSeq and is a predicted model, not a curated record. Lineage: Eukaryota; Viridiplantae; Streptophyta; Magnoliopsida; Poales; Poaceae. The coding region runs from base 1 to 696 and encodes 231 amino acids. The transcript has a single exon.
AUGCCACCUCCUCUCACGAAGCCCAAGCCCAUGACACCGCCCGCGCCCAAGACGGCGCCCAAGCCGCCCGUGAUGCCGCCGCCCAAGACGCCUUCCAAGCCCGUGAUCCCGCCUCCGAAGACGCCCUCCAAGCCCGUGCUGCCACCGCCCUCCAAGGCGCUCGUGCCGCCUGCGCCAAUGCCGAUGGCGAUGCCGCCGGUGCCGUGGGAGGGGCCGGGGUACGAGUCCCGGCCGAUCCCGGAGCAGGUACAGAAAGUCUGCCGGCUGACGCUCUUCCCGGACCUCUGCGGGCGGGUCCUCUCCUUCGCCGUGGACCCGCAGCGCGCCAACGACACGCGGCGGCUGGCCGAGGCCGCGGCGCGCGCCGCCAUCUCGGCGGGCACCACGCUGGUGGCGUUCGGGUACGUGAACGCGGCGGGGGCCAAGAACGGCACCAGGCUCCGGAUGUGCGUCCGCGACUGCACCGUGCUCGUCGACCUGUCGGUCAAGAACCUGACGGCGUCCGUGGCGGCGCUCAAGCGCGGGCAGAAGGCCGAGGCGGCCAAGAUGGCCGGCGACGCCGCCAAAGGGUUCGGCAUCUGCUGGGGAAGCUGCGCCAAGUUCACGGGGGAGGCCAUGGUCGUCAUCACCAAGCGCGCCAAGGAGCUCGAGAGGCUCAUCAUGAUCGUCGGCAGCAUCAUUCUCAUGAUCAUAUGA